AUGCCUUAUGACUCUGAGGAUGAUGUUCUUCUGGCCAACUAUGUGAGUCAGAUUAGUCAUACUGAUGCACCUGCAAUUCGACAUUCGCCUGAUCUUCAGCAGGAGAGUGAAGUAGAAGAGCAAUGUGGCUCUCCUGUUCUUCAAGUUACAGAUGUAGAGCAACAGCUGUUUGAUGCUUUUAAAGACUUCACUCCCCUUCAAUCCAAUGAGAAGAUUGUCGAGACAAAAACUUGCGGGUCUCGCCCGCACGUCAAAUCGAAAAGUUACCGCAGGAUACGUUAG
Molecule: messenger RNA, 282 nt
Organism: Parnassius apollo (apollo)
Lineage: Eukaryota; Metazoa; Arthropoda; Insecta; Lepidoptera; Papilionidae
Source: the annotation of a GenBank genome assembly